AUGCUAGGCCUUCAGAUAUUUCUACUAUUGAGUUGCAUGUGUGGCUUUGCGGUCUCCAAAACCCAUAAUUUCGAUUGGGAGAUUGGCUAUGUUACAGCUAACCCUGACGGGAUGCACGAACGAAGAAUGAUUGGUAUAAAUAACCAGUGGCCAAAUCCUACAAUCAGAGUGAAGCAGCACGAUAGAAUAAUACUCAAUCUUCACAACGGAUUACCCGACAGGAACGCUUCAUUGCAUUUCCACGGAUUAUUGCAAAGAGGUUUUAAUGGAGAGGAUGGGCCGGAGAUGGUUACGCAGUGUCCGGUUGGACCUGGUUCAACCAUCACGUACGACUUCAAUGUUGGUGGGCAAACUGGAACAUACUGGUACCAUUCGCAUAGUGGAUCGCAAUAUGGUGAUGGAUUGAGAGGGAUGAUUAUCAUUGAAUAUGCAGACAAGAAGGAUGAGCCUUACUCUUAUGAUGAGGACGUGUCAUUGAGUGUUAAUGACCACUACCAUUUGGAGUCACCUGCCAUUGUCAAGCAAUUCUUAUCUCGAUUCAAUCCGACUGGUGCCGAGCCAAUUCCACAGAAUAGCUUGUUCAAUGAAACUAAAAAUGUUACUUGGAAUGUCAAGCCGGAUACUACGUACUUGUUGAGGAUUGUCAAUAUGGGAUUGUUUGUAUCGCAAUAUUUGCAGAUUGAGAAUCACAAAUUUGUCAUUGUCGAGAUUGAUGGUGUAGCUGUUCAGCCAUACGAGGUGGAUUCAAUUUACAUAACUGUGGGUCAAAGAUAUGCGGCGUUAGUCAAGACAAAACUGCAAAGCGGAACAAACUACCGAUUUAUCAAUGCGUUGGAUGUUGAAAUGUUGGAUGUUGUGCCGGAAGAUCUCCAAUUGGUCUCAACUAAUUAUUUGGUUUAUGACGAAGGUGCAUCAAAACCAGAGCACUAUCCAUACUAUGAUUUUGAAAAGUUUACAGAGUCGCUUCAUGGGUUCAACGAUUUCGACUUGACGCCAUUGAGUGGGGAAAAGCUAUUACCGGAGCCUGAUAUCACCAUAGAAGUCAACUUUUCAAUGGAGGUUUUAGGGGAUGGUGUCACAUAUGCAUUAUUCAACGACAAGAGCUACGUUCCUCCAAAAGUCCCCAUCUUGUAUACAGUCUUGUCCAGUGGUGAAUUAACUACGAAUCCAGAGAUAUACGGCUCCAACACCAAUACGUUUGUGUUGCAAGGUAAUGAAACGGUCGAGUUAAUCUUAAACAACCAUGAUCCUGGAAAGCACGCCUUCCACUUGCACGGACACAAUUUCCAAGUCAUUUCUCGCAGUCCUGGUACUGAUGAUGAGGACCACCCAGUUGAAUUUGAUCCUAGCAAUGAUACCAUGACUGACUACCCUGAAUAUCCCAUGAUUCGUGAUACUGUUGAAGUCAACUCCAACGGGUAUUUUGUCUUGCGCUUCAAAGCCAAUAAUCCGGGUGUUUGGUUCUUCCACUGUCAUGUUGAUUGGCAUUUAGAGCAAGGCUUGGCCUUGGUGUUGGUUGAAGCACCAGAAGAGAUUCAAGCACAUCAACAACACAUUAGUGCCAAUCAUGUUGAAGUAUGCAAGAAUGUGAGUGUGCCUAUUCAAGGUAAUGCUGCUGCAAAUAUGGAUUUCUUGGAUUUGAUGGGACAGAAUUUGCAGCAACCGCCUCUACCUGAAGGAUUCACUGCCAAGGGGUAUAUUGCGAUGGCAUUGUGUACUUUGGUUGCAGUUUAUGGAAUUUGGUCAAUCUACAAGUAUGGAAUUGAAGAUGUGAGUAAGGAUAAUUCUGUGGAGGUUAUUGAACGAUUGAGUAGAAUCCUUGAUGAGCAUGAUGGUGAGAGAUGA
Messenger RNA from Lodderomyces theae, 1845 nucleotides. It is a transcript of the gene FET33, whose product is annotated as putative oxidoreductase. The record is from RefSeq and is a predicted model, not a curated record. Lineage: Eukaryota; Fungi; Ascomycota; Pichiomycetes; Serinales; Debaryomycetaceae. Gene Ontology annotation, molecular function: copper ion binding; ferroxidase activity. The transcript has a single exon. Gene Ontology annotation, biological process: cellular response to iron ion starvation; reductive iron assimilation. Bases 1 to 1845 code for a protein of 614 amino acids.